ACUCGCUGGGACAGCCUGAGUGUGUCUUCUCCAGCACUCGAGGGAAGACGGAGGAGCGCGCGAAGGGCAGCCCUUUUGUCAUCCGGGAGUGGAGCCCAGAGCUAGAAGUUACAGAGCCAUGGCCAAUCCCAGGAACAGAGGAGGGGCCCACCGUGUCUUCAGUCUCGUCUGCUCUCUGCUCCUUGUGGGAAUGUGCUGCGUGUCUCCCUUCUUCUGCCUUGGCCAGACAGAACUGCUUGCUCUGAGCCAUGCUGACCCUCAGUGCUGGGAGUCCUCCUCGGUGCUCCUCUUGGAGAUGAGGAAGCCUCGCAUUUCCAACACAGUCUCAGGUUUCUGGGACUUUAUGAUCUACCUGAAGUCAUCUGAGAACUUGAAGCAUGGGGCCCUAUUUUGGGAUCAGCUCUUCGGGGACAUCUAUGUGGACUGUGUCCUCUCCAGGAACCAUGGUUUAGGAAGGAGACAACUGACUGGAGAGGAAGAGAAAGUUUCAGCAGCACAGCCACGGCACAUGGGGAAGAAACAAGGUGUCUAUUUUCAGCUGCUAAGACCCCCUUUCCUGAAGAAGAAAGAGAUGAUCGAAAAUCUGAUAAGCAUGCAUGUGCCCAGGGUGGGGCCCAGAGGGACUGGAAGAGUAAGCCUGGAAAUGAAGAGAAAGUAAAUCUAACCUCAGAGCUAGCUCAUGCCUUGGAAUUUAAGUAAAAAGAAACAAUUUUAAACUAUUGACUAUUUAUCUGUGUUAAGUGCUGGAAGUGUCCAGAGAUAGAUAUUAAGCCAAAUUCCCAGUGUAUUUAUUUAAUGCUUUGUCUUUGGCUGCUAGCAUGUUUUCUCAAAUGAUGACAUUCUUGUCAGGCCAUCCUGCCAUCUAAGAGUUAAGUGACUUCCAAAGAUAACCUGGAGAUUGGGAGACUCAGAAUCUCUGUUUUGGGAGGCUUGGCAUUGUCGAUGAGCCUGAUGUCAUACAUUUCACAUGGAUACACACAUGAUUUCCAAGUCAUCACCCACUGGGUUGCUUAUACACAGGCUGGAUAGGGACUGUAUUUAUUAAUUACCAGUUCCUGACAGUUACUAAUUACCUGUUCCUGAUACCUAAAUCUUGUUUGAGAAACUAUUUUUGAACACUGAAUGAAGCAAAUAACAUAACAAAAACUGGCAAAUAAAGCAUUCUUCUAAAGGAAACGAUAUUAAUAAAAACUCUGGAGCCCAGGAAA
Molecule: messenger RNA, 1208 nt
Organism: Carlito syrichta (Philippine tarsier)
Lineage: Eukaryota; Metazoa; Chordata; Mammalia; Primates; Tarsiidae
Gene: FAM237A
Product: family with sequence similarity 237 member A
Exons: 3
Coding region: 119-658 (179 amino acids)
Source: RefSeq, a predicted model, not a curated record